Peromyscus leucopus (white-footed mouse) is the source of this 2342-nucleotide messenger RNA. RefSeq names its product SH3 domain binding glutamate rich protein like 2 (gene Sh3bgrl2). The transcript is spliced from 4 exons. Gene Ontology annotation, cellular component: cytoplasm. The record is from RefSeq and is a predicted model, not a curated record. NCBI's taxonomy places the organism in Eukaryota, Metazoa, Chordata, Mammalia, Rodentia, Cricetidae. Bases 92 to 799 code for a protein of 235 amino acids.
CAGGUCUCUAGGGCAAGCCGGCUUUCAAACAUUGGGUCUCAGCAGCUCUGAGGUCGUUUCUGGCUGAGGAUGCUCCACCCGUCUCCGUCGCAUGCAAAGCCCAAAUGUGGACUCUGAACCCAGCCCUUUGUCUAGUUUGCUUUUUCCCUUGUACUCUGACUUCCCACCAUCUAGUUUCUCGGGCCUCUGGGUCCCUCCUAAGCCACCUGCGUGCACGAUUAAUUCACAAGAAGCAGGUGCGGGCUGGCGGGAGCCCAGUGCCUGGUCACGCUGGGCGCCACGGAAACUACAACUCCCAUCAGGCCCCGCGGCCGCCGGGCCCCACCCCGCCACCGGCUCAGCCCGCGGCGGAGGCGCUGGGCUUUCAUCCGCGGAGCGGCGGGAGCUCGACGUGUCGGCGCGGACCUCUCCGACGGCCGCGGGGUCGGCAGCAUCCUCAGCCGCGCUCAGCUUCUGCGUCCGCGUCCGCGGGAGGAUGGUGGUCCGCGUGUUCGUCGCCUCGUCCUCGGGCUUCGUGGCGAUCAAGAAGAAGCAGCAGGAUGUGGUUAGAUUUCUGGAAGCCAACAAGAUAGAGUUCGAGGAGGUGGACAUCACCAUGUCAGAAGAACAGAGGCAGUGGAUGUACAAAAACAUCCCCCCUGAGAAGAAGCCUUCACAGGGCAACCCUCUGCCACCUCAGAUAUUUAACGGCGACCGAUACUGUGGAGACUAUGACAGUUUUUUUGAAUCAAAAGAGAGCAACACAGUCUUCUCCUUCUUGGGCCUGAAGCCUCGGCCAGCGUCCACGGCUGAACCUUAGAGAUGAAGAGUAGAAGGUGAUGGAGUUGCAUUUUGGAGCACCCCGGUACUCGACACAUACCUGCUUACCUGAUGCAUCACUGUGACAAAGCCACAUGCACAAUCGGCCACUUCGCUUGACCCGGAGAAGGGGUUUUUGGAGGACCUGGGAAUAAUGGGGACUGCAUGAUUGUUCUAAGCUAAUCAGGGCUCUGGUGGUGGAUUGUCUUGUUUUCUCGUUUGCUUGUGGUUGCCUCGCUCACAGACAGGAAGUACUGUCUGUCCCCUGUUGUAGUCUGCGUCCUUAAUGACUGGCGGAUAACUGGGCAGCCCCAUGGGGAGAAAACGUCGGAUCUGCCCUCAGUCUUCCUGGACACCAGUAUUGCAGAAGUCCACUCCUCUUUACGCUGCCUGCAUCACAUCCUUGCCACCAGCUUGCCAGGACGGUGAAAAGUCUUUGAAUCAGAGAGAAGAAAGACAAUGCUGGCUGUUGACAGAGGACACUGAGGGUUCUGACUGCGGAAUCACAAAUGUCCCUUCUCUGGUACUUUGUAAUAACGCCUGCGGGGGACGUUGGAUGCUCUCGACUCCUUUCUGUAGUGGAAACCUAUAUGGCACCCCUGUAAACUCUCCAGGCUCCUACAGGUGCUUCCGGAACCACCAUUGCAAUAUCACACUGUCACAACCAAGUCACGGGACAGAAAAGGAUUUCUGAGGAACAUGUCUCCUUCUUUGUCUCUUGCAAGGGGAAGUUUCACUCUAUGCAUAAGACCGCUUGAGAGAUGUAUUUUAAGAAGUGCACUACGUACAUAGGAAGUUAAUAGAAAGUUUGCUCUGUCUGUAUGCAAAGGCAUCUUCAGCUCUUGUAGUUUACUUACAUAUGCACAUAUAUUUUUUAAAUACAGCUCCCCUGAGUAACAGCUGCUUGUUCUAUUUUGUGAAGGGAUUAUAUUUUUGGAGAAAGGAAAUGCUCGACUAGAUAUAUUUUGUGAACUGUUGAUGAAGUGUAUAGAAGGCACCAGUACUGCUGGGGCUGGGUCUAAUGGUAGAAUGAAUACUUGCAUAGCACACUCAGGCUGCUGCGCCCAGCUCCAGUACCAUGGAAAGGAAAAACACACCACUGGCUAGUGUGAUUUCCCGUGUUACUUACCAUUGUCUCUUUAUUCUCUUUGUUCCUAUUCAGACCAGUUCCCAGCCUCAGACAUUUCAGAGUAACACAGACAGGCAUUCUUGCCUGAUGUAUGAGUACAAGUGAGAUUUCAGAGCAGCAUAAACAAGAAAGGAGCUGUCUAGAGAGUAGUCCUGAACCCUUCUUAAGAAGCAAAGUCCCUGCUCUUUGCGUGGACACUGGUGAACACUGAACAGUCCUCAAACACAGGGCUAGCCUUGACUAGGAUAAACUCGGGGCUGUCUGGACUCUCCACCUCCCCUAGCAGCAUGCCGCAGGACCUUCCACUCUGAUUCUGAGAAGGGAAUGUUUGAGAAAUUGACAGAGCAAACUAGCAGCCCUCUCUGCCUCCCCCACCACGAGCUUUGAUAAAUGUUGACUGUUCUGUGACAUUUUU